This is a messenger RNA of Morchella sextelata, 396 nucleotides long. RefSeq lists its product as uncharacterized. The transcript has a single exon. The coding region runs from base 1 to 396 and encodes 131 amino acids. The record is from RefSeq and is a predicted model, not a curated record. NCBI's taxonomy places the organism in Eukaryota, Fungi, Ascomycota, Pezizomycetes, Pezizales, Morchellaceae.
AUGGCAUCAUCAAGCAGAUCUUCAAGAGCACCAGCCAGACAGGACCGGGCCACGAGCGCUGACGAAAAAGAGGAAUUCUGCGACAAGCUUGUCUCUGAUCUUCUCAAGAAGCUGAACCAAUUUAAGGCUGAUAUUAAGGAGGAUAUUGAUUACUUGAAGGGAAAGGGCGUAGAUAAUGUAGACUGGGGGGCGGAGUGCCAUGCACAGGGCAAAAUUUGGAAUGAGCUGACCCAGGAAGUGGGUGACGUGCAGGAAAUGCUUGAUUCUAUGCAGACAGCGGGGUAUAGCAGCCGUGAGACUGCUAAGAAUAGGAUAAUCAGGAAGUACGAAGAGGCCCUGAAAGCUCAGAAGAGGUUUCUUCAGUUUUGUGAGAAGCAUAUGCCUCCUAGGCGCUAG